Messenger RNA from Neolamprologus brichardi, 3171 nucleotides. RefSeq names its product phosphoinositide 3-kinase regulatory subunit 5-like. Lineage: Eukaryota; Metazoa; Chordata; Actinopteri; Cichliformes; Cichlidae. Gene Ontology annotation, cellular component: phosphatidylinositol 3-kinase complex, class IB. Gene Ontology annotation, molecular function: 1-phosphatidylinositol-3-kinase regulator activity. Gene Ontology annotation, biological process: G protein-coupled receptor signaling pathway; positive regulation of MAP kinase activity. The record is from RefSeq and is a predicted model, not a curated record.
GGGUCUAUUUUUGAAAAGCACCAACACAGGAGGAUGUGGUCUCUGUAUUGUUUCCCUUCGUUGGCGUUUCUCAGUUGUGGUACAUCUGGGAUGAUCUAGGACACAGAUUACAGUGCUCACUGAAGACGAUGCAGACGCUGGAUCAGAGCUCGUGCACCGAGGAUCGAAUCCAGCAUGUCCUCGAGCGCUGCCUCAGUCACCUGGGUGUCGACACUCCUGACACACAGCUCUGGAAAGCCGGACUGUGCAUCAAUCGCUGGUCUUUGGAGGAACUUGUCAAGAGAGAUCCCCACAACUUCCUCAUCCUUCUACAGCAAAUACUGAGGAAAACAAAGGAGGUGCUGGAGCAGUGUCAGUAUGAGCUGGUGGUGCCGCUCUCGCUCUUGUUCUCUUCCACCCUCCUGAGAGCUCCUUACUUGCCAGCAAACAGUGGCGUGCUGCAGGACGCCAACCUGUUGUUCCAUGGUUUCCUGUCCUGGCCCGAGCCCUGCAGUUCUGCUGCUAAACGUCUGCUUAAUGUCAUCCAGCAGGAGCUCCGAGCACCAGGUCUUUCAUUUCAAAGACUGGUAAGGACGGAGCAGGGUAUUUCCCAUGAGAUUCACGGCUCUAAAACCAUCACGGUACUGCUGGUGAGUCCAGAUGACGAUGUUCCUACAGAGGUGCAGUCAGUCUCCGAGCAGCUGAGUGCCUCCCAGCAUUGCAGCAGAGACGUCACCAUCACUCUGAUCCUGCACAGCUUUCAGGCAGCUCUGGGCACCAAACAUGACCUACAGGAGCUCCACAAAGCCCUGCAGAGUAAGCAGCCUGAGGAGCUGGACCAGAUUCUGCAGUCACUGACGGAAAGCAUGGAGAUGGCAGCCUCUGCAGCAGAUCUUGGAUCAGCGAGAGAGGGAAUACUCCAAAGAAUGGAGAGGCUCAAAGAAAGCCUUGCUAUACCUGCUCGUGCCGAUGAAGGCACAGACAUGGGAGCUGUUGACAUUUUCACGCUGCCCUUCCCCAAAUGCCACAAAUGCCACUGGGAAAAUGAUAACUUUGAUGUUCUGAAACACAUUCUUGGAGCUCAGAAUGACAUGGAUUUGUCAGACUGUUUCCUUAAAACCGGACUUGACGAUGAUGACAAUAAUGACACCAGCUUCGAUGAGGAAGAAGAACUGGAAGGAAACAAAGAUGAUGCUGAGUUUCAAAGUCAUCGCAUCUCCACCGCGUCCUCGUCCUCCAGGGACUCUGGCUACUCUCUGUCUUCCAGCUGGUCUGUGCCGUCUGGCUCAUCGGGUGUGGAAUCGGGCGAGGAGACAACACAGGAGGACAUAGAGGAAAGACCAGACAGCCAGCCCAAACCUAGAAAGAAACCCAAGAAGAAGUCUAGAUCCCUCCUAGGCUUCUCCUUGCUUUUCAAGCCCCCUCGCAGUCCUAGGGUUUGCCGCCGUGUCCAGAGCAUGGCCUACCACAAAGACUUUGAAAGAACUCAGACACACCUCAAACCCUCCAAAGUUCAUCCCCUUCAUGAGUCCCCUGCUCCCUUGGAUCCUCUUUCCCCCCAAAAGCAUUUGUGCGUCCGCAGGAGACCGAUCCUGAGUUGCAACGAGGAGGAUCUGGUAGAAGCACCUACCCUCGUCAAGGUGGUGGUGUUUGGAGGUGACAGAGAGGCUGGAAGGCUGGCCAGAGCCUACAGCGACCUGCAUCAGAAAGAGAGCAAAUGUCCCCAGCUCACCAAGGUGUGCAAGCUGCAGUUUUACUUUGUUCCCACCAAAAGACGAAGUGGAAGUCCAGGAGGAGGGCACACACCAACUGAGGAGUGGAUAGGAGGUUUAACCAAAACCACUACCUCUGUGGACUCAAAUGGCCUUGCAGUGGACGACUGUACAACCGAUAUAGCUCACAUGCUGGGUAUAAUGGAUCCCUGGUAUGAGCGAAAUGUCCUCAGUCUGCUCAGCUUGUCCUCUGACGUGCUCUCUCAGGCGGCCUCUAAGGAUGACAGCGUCUCGCACAGCAACGGCGGUACGGAGCAGCUUCCCCUGCUGGCUGAUUUGGUGCUUUAUUACUGCAGACAUGCAGACCAGCCUGUUCUGGUGCAGCUUUACCAGGUUGAGCUCACCCUGGUUGGAGGAGAGAGGAGAAGGGAAGUGUUUAUUCAGUCUCUGGAGCUCGGACAUACGGCUGGAACCAGAGCUGUGAAGGCCAUGGGUGCUGCCAGCAAAAGGUUUGGCAUUGAUGAGGAACGAGAGGCUGUCCCUCUAACACUAAGCCUUGCAUACAACAAGGUGGCAAUCAGUGGGAGGAGCCAGUGGAUCAAUAAAGAAAUCAUGUGCACAUCGAUUAAUCUUCACAAACAGUGGAGGACACCUCAGCAGCUCGAUUCAGCAGAGAGCCUGCAGCUCACACUGACCGAAGUCCUGAAGAGGCAGUGCUCCAAGUCCAAAAAGGGCUACAAACAGCACAUCUCAGUCUCAGAAGUGAAGGUGGACAAGAUGCAGGUGAACGGGAGAGAUCCCGGGACGACGUUUGCUGUGUGUUUGGAUCAGGAUGAGAAGAAGUUUAUUCAAAGUGUCACCAGGUGUGAGGUGUCUCUGUGCUGUAAGCCGGGAAGCGGUUUGGACUGGAGGACCUACCAACCGCUGCUGGGCCAAGUCCAGCCUCUGCACCCAUCCUACUGCUCUAUGCUCUGCCUCCCCAUCACCUCUUUCUCGUCCUCGUAUCCAUGACCGGUUCGUUGCCGCACUGAAGAAGAAGAAAGCUGUGGGAUUCUUUCUAAUGCUGGGAUGUUUGAGGGCAGGGACACUGUACAGCUGGUGAAACAUAAACAGACUGACAAAGAGUGACAUUUUUUCAUGUGUGCGCCACAAUUGAGAUUAAGGUGUGCCGCCCUGUUGAUAAGGAAGUGUACGCAUCUUUUUCUUCUGACACACUGGCGCGCUCGCUGCAUACUGAGGAAUGUGGGUGUACUUGUCGGCGUGUUGUGGGAUUUUACAGGUUCUUGUCUUACUGGCACUGUUUGUGUAGGGGGUGGGUUAAAAUCUGCUGUGGGUAAUUUGAAAACUGAUUACUUGAGUACUAAUGUGUACAUUUUCAAGUCAAUAAUGUUGUGUAAUAAACUAAGCUAUUUAUUCUCAUGUGUUGUUGGUUUUCUAAACCUUCAUGAGCAUUUGCAUUUCAUUUUGUUUUUGUAGCUCA